CAGGCUUCUUUCAGCUUGUCAUGAGCCUAUGAUCUCUAACAUCAUCCUAUUAUAUCUUUAAAACCCCUUGGACAACACAACCCUAGCUCGAAUCGGUUCAAGACAAAUCCAAGAUGAAGCUCAUCAUAACGAUUGUAGCAAUGACCCUGGACAUGGUGGUGACCGAAGUCACAGCAGCUAGAAGAGUGGUGACGAUCGCGGUACCACCAUGCGGAGCACUUGGCUACUGUGAAAGCAGAAUAGCUGGCUGUUCGCCAACCCCUCAUAACCGUGAUGCCAUCCCUGCCACCCCGUAUGGAGCAGCCAUAUGCAGAACCUUCUUCUGUCCCCCGGGCAGAUCGGUGAUGAUCAACCUCGUUCGUUUUCACAAUACGCCCCUAUAUUACUUUGAAAUCUCGUAA
Molecule: messenger RNA, 401 nt
Organism: Puccinia graminis f. sp. tritici CRL 75-36-700-3
Lineage: Eukaryota; Fungi; Basidiomycota; Pucciniomycetes; Pucciniales; Pucciniaceae
Exons: 5
Coding region: 114-401 (95 amino acids)
Source: RefSeq, a predicted model, not a curated record